Messenger RNA from Leptidea sinapis, 4383 nucleotides. RefSeq names its product exportin-1 (gene emb). Gene Ontology annotation, biological process: protein export from nucleus; ribosomal large subunit export from nucleus; ribosomal small subunit export from nucleus. Gene Ontology annotation, molecular function: nuclear export signal receptor activity; small GTPase binding. The record is from RefSeq and is a predicted model, not a curated record. Bases 225 to 3407 code for a protein of 1060 amino acids. Gene Ontology annotation, cellular component: cytoplasm; nucleus. Lineage: Eukaryota; Metazoa; Arthropoda; Insecta; Lepidoptera; Pieridae. The transcript is spliced from 4 exons.
GUACAACGACAAUUGACUGUAAUUACUUUUCAAGCAUCACGAAAACGACGAAAACAACGGGAAUUGUGUAUGGAAGUGCGUUUGAGUUUUGACCGAUUGCGCCGCAGUUAAUUUUAACCGGUGAAGUGUGUGAUGAGGAAUGAAAGUGAAUAGUAACUUUAAAGUGUGAUUUUUUAUCAAAGGGAACAAUUUAAAAUUCAUACCAGAAUUAUUACAUUUCAAAAAUGGCAACUUUGGAGCAGCAGGCUUCAAAACUAUUGGAUUUCAAUCAAAAGCUGGACAUCAACUUACUUGAUAAUAUAGUUGGUUGUUUAUAUUCUACAGUGGGGGAACAACAGAGGUUCGCUCAAGACAUUCUUACAGCUUUGAAAGAACAUCCUGAUGCUUGGACUAGAGUUGAUACAAUACUUGAGUUUUCUCAGAAUCAAGAAACAAAGUACUAUGCUCUUCAAAUACUGGAGCAAGUGAUCCAAACAAGGUGGAAAAUAUUACCCAGAAAUCAAUGUGAAGGUAUUAAAAAGUAUAUUGUCGGCCUUAUAAUAAAAAAUUCAUCAGAUCCUGUUACCAUGGAGAAUAAUAAAGUAUACUUGAAGAAGCUUAACAUGAUAUUAAUUCAAGUUCUGAAAAGAGAGUGGCCUCACAAUUGGGAGUCUUUCAUAAGUGAUAUUGUGGGGGCAUCUAAAACAAACGAGAGUUUGUGUCAAAAUAACAUGGUUAUUUUAAAACUACUCAGUGAAGAAGUAUUUAUGUUUAGCAUUGGUCAGUUAACUCAAACUAAAACCAAGCAUCUGAAGGAUACUAUGUGUUCUGAAUUCAGUCAAAUAUUUCAGCUUUGCCAAUUUGUCCUUGAAAAUUCACAAAAUGCCCCCUUAGUGGAUGCAACCUUGCAUACACUUCUCAGAUUCUUAAAUUGGAUUCCGUUAGGAUAUAUCUUUGAAAUGAAAUUGAUAACUACACUAAUUUUCAAGUUUUUAAAUGUCCCUAUGUUCCGUAAUGUCACAUUGAGUUGCUUGACUGAAAUAGCUGGUGUAACAGUUUCUAAUUACGAAGAGCAAUUUGUUGCUCUCCUUGUACAAACUAUGGAACAAUUGGAGAUCAUGUUGCCCCUAACUACAAAUAUAAGGGAGGCCUACGCAGCAGGCCGAGAUCAAGAGCAAGCCUUCAUACAAAACCUUGCAUUAUUCCUCUGCACUUAUCUAAAAGAACAUGGUCAACUAAUUGAAAAGCGUGGAUUGACUAAUACACUUAUGAAUGCUCUUCGAUAUUUAGUGUUGAUUUCAGAAGUUGAAGAGGUUGAGAUAUUCAAAAUAUGUCUAGAGUUUUGGAAUGCUCUAACUGCUGAUUUAUACAAAAUAGUACCCUGUUCACAUUCAGCAGGAUUUUACAGCCUCGGUAAAAGUGUGGGCAGAAAAGCUUUGUAUUCUGAUGUUCUGAGUAGUGUGCGUUAUAUCAUGAUCUCAAGAAUGGCAAAACCGGAAGAAGUCUUGGUUGUUGAGAAUGAAAAUGGGGAAGUUGUACGAGAAUUUAUGAAAGAUACUGAUUCUAUCAAUCUUUAUAAGAACAUGAGAGAAACAUUGGUGUAUUUAACACAUUUAGAUUUUGCAGAUACUGAACGUAUCAUGACUGAAAAACUACAAAAGCAAGUAAAUGGCACCGAAUGGUCAUGGAAAAAUCUAAAUACACUUUGCUGGGCAAUAGGGUCCAUAUCUGGAGCAAUGUUGGAAGAAGAUGAAAAGCGAUUUCUUGUUAUCGUUAUAAAAGACUUACUAGGAUUGUGUGAACAGAAGAAAGGUAAAGACAACAAAGCUAUAAUUGCUAGUAACAUAAUGUAUGUUGUUGGCCAAUAUCCACGGUUUUUGAGGGCUCAUUGGAAGUUCUUAAAAACUGUUGUGAAUAAACUUUUUGAAUUCAUGCAUGAGACCCAUGAUGGUGUUCAAGACAUGGCUUGUGACACUUUUAUUAAAAUAGCCCUCAAGUGUCGCCGCCAUUUCGUCACUACACAGGUGGGAGAGGCUUGUCCAUUUAUUGAUGAAAUUUUGAGCACAAUUAGCUCUAUAAUCUGUGAUCUUCAAACUCUGCAAGUUCAUACUUUUUAUGAGGCUGUGGGAUAUAUGAUAAGUGCACAAGUGGAUCAAGUUGCUCAGGAACAGCUGAUUGAAAAGUAUAUGUUAUUGCCGAACCAAGUAUGGGAUGAUAUAAUAUCUCAAGCAUCUCAUAAUGUUGAUAUACUGAAAGAUCCUGAAGCUGUGAAACAACUUGUAAGCAUAUUAAAAACAAAUGUCAGUGCUUGCCGUGCACUGGGACACCCAUAUGUUGUACAAUUAGGCAGGAUAUAUUUGGAUAUGCUUAAUGUGUACAAGGUCAUGUCCGAAAAUAUAAGCCAAGCCAUUGCUCUAAAUGGUGUCAUAGUGACAAAACAGCCACUAAUCAAAAACAUGAGAAUAAUAAAGAAAGAAACCUUAAAAUUAAUUGCCAGUUGGGUAUCUCGCUCAACUGAUAACAGCAUGGUUUUGGAAAAUUUCAUUCCACCCCUGCUUGAUGCCGUCCUUUUGGAUUAUCAAAAAACAUCAGUUCCAGAUGCAAGAGAACCAGAGGUGUUGUCUUGUAUGGCUGCGAUUGUGUAUAAGCUUGGUGGCCAUAUAACUUCAGAAGUACCCAAAAUUUUUGAUGCUGUUUUUGAGUGUACUUUGGCAAUGAUCAACAAGGACUUUGAGGAAUAUCCUGAACACAGAACUGAAUUUUUCCUUCUACUACAGGCUGUUAAUACACAUUGCUUCAAAGCAUUCCUUAGCAUACCCCCAGCACAGUUUAAACUUGUGCUUGAUUCCAUUAUUUGGGCAUUUAAACAUACAAUGAGAAAUGUGGCUGACACUGGGCUUCAAAUUUUGCACAGACUGUUACAAAAUGUUGAACAACAUAUACAGGCCGCUCAGAGCUUCUACCAAACAUAUCUCUGUGAUAUUCUAGAACAUGUAUUUAGUGUUGUGACAGACACAUCUCAUGGGGCAGGUCUCACAAUGCAUGCAACAAUAUUGGCCUACAUCUUUUCGUUGGUAGAAUCUGGUCAUGUCACAGUGCCACUUGGACGUACCCCUGAUAAUGUUCUAUACAUUCAGGAAUAUGUUGCUAACCUUCUCAAAACAGCAUUCCCUCACCUAUCUGACAAUCAAGUGAAAAUAACAGUGCAGGGUCUGUUCAAUCUGAAUCAUGAUAUUCCAGCAUUUAAGGAUCAUCUAAGAGAUUUCCUAGUACAAAUCAGGGAAUACACUGGAGAAGAUGACAGUGACUUGUACUUGGAAGAAAGAUUAUUUGCAUUGCGUCAGGCUGAUGAAGAAAAACGCAAAGCCCAGCUUUCAGUGCCUGGUAUCAUCAACCCUCAUGAACUUCCUGAAGAAAUGCAGGAUUAAAUUAUUGUUAAAUCAUAUGGUAGCAGUUCACAUAAUAAUAUAUGCAGACCUUUGAUUUUUUUUUUAUAAUUCACAACUUUUUAUAGAUGUCACAAUAAUUCACAUUUACAUAAGAAUAUUAUAUUCUGACAUUAUAAUAUACUAUUUGUAUUAAGCUAUUAAAAACCCAUUCAUAAUAUUGUAAAUUAAAUAAAUAUUUAUCAAAAUAAUCAUAGUGUGUGUGUAGGAGUCACUCUAACUGCACUACAAUUGUCUUUGAGUAGUAUUGUUGAAAAUUUAAUUAAGUAUUUAAUGAUACACUAAAUAGUGUUAUAAAAUCUGUUGACAUAAUAUAAUUUAGUGAUGCAUGAUUUAAUUUUUAAAUUUAAAGUCAUUAAUAAAUUAAUGAAAUCUCUGCAAUGUGUGACUUAAACCCAACUUAAUACAGUUCCCCAAAUGAUUGGCACAAAGUGUUAUGAUCGACAGAAAGCAAUUGUAUAUUAAUAUUGUGAGCUGUUAUCAUUAUUUUAGAAAACUCGUGCUUAGAUUAAAUAUAACCUUAUUGUGUUAGAUUGUACAGAGGGUCGUCUGGUUAAAUGUAAGAUGAUGUAUGCAAGAGGAAGGUUAUAAUUUACGAACCUUUGCAGAUAAGGUGUAUUUUGUAAGCACAGGGUGUUAAUAAAUAUUAUAGCAUAUGGCCUUUAAUAUUAAGAAGGAAAUCGUGCAUCAAUUUACUUUGCUAGAUGUAUUAAUCCCUUGCAAUAAAAUAUUUCUCCAACUACCUUUUGUAAUAGGUCAUUUCUCUGUGAUGGUGUUUGUCAUUCUGUAAUCAAGAAAUUGUUUGAAGUAAAUUGAAUAGCAGUUUCUAUUUUUUCAAUGUUGUCGAACUAAUUUUAAUGGAAUAGGAAUCUAACGCUUCAGAGGUUUCCAAAAAGAUUUUUGCGCCUGAUCAAUGGAAUCUUUCAAUUUUGUGUUUGAAAUAAACCAAUAAAUACAA